AUGCUGAACGAUAACGGCGGAAUCAUCGGUGCGGGAGGCGGACGUAAUGGGGCCGCACCGGGUGGAGGAGGAGGAGGAGGAGGAGGACCACCACUGCCACCACCAUCCUCGGCUGGGUCACCGAUGGACGCGACCAACUGUGAUCUAAACGGUCACAAUGUGGCCAACAGCAACAACAACAACAGUAGUGCCACCGGUGGCAGCAAUACCAGCAGCACGAGCAGCAACACCACCACCACCAGCAGCAGUAGCAGCAACAACACCGGCAACAACAACAACAACAACGCCACCGUUAGCAAUAAUAGCAGCAGCAGCAACAACAGCACCGAAAAUGACGGUGGAACAAACAACGGACUGACCACGAACGGAGAUUCGGGUGGUGGUGGACGCCCUUCACCAGCACACCGGAUCGUGAAGCUAAACCGCACGGAUCUGGACAUUGUGCGGUUGAUUGGUCAACACCUAAAGGACAUCGGGUUGGAGCGUAGCGCCGAAAUGUUGAUGCAAGAAUCGGGCUGCUGUCUGGAACAUCCGGCCGCAACGAAAUUCCGUGUGCACGUCCUGUCCGGCGAUUGGAACAAAGCGGACCACGACCUGCAGGAGCUGCAAUCGAUGGUCGACAUCAAAACGGACCGGGCGAGCAUGAGCGAGAUGAAGUUCCUGCUGUUGGAGCAAAAGUACCUCGAGUAUCUCGAGGAAGGCCGUCCGAUCGAUGCGCUGCACGUGUUGCGGAACGAACUGACCCCGUUGCAGCACAAAACACCCCGUGUCCACCAGCUGUCCUCGUAUAUGAUGUGCACGAACAACCAGGAGCUGUACGCACGUGCCGGUUGGGAGGGAAAAGGACCGAAAUCGCGCACCCGGUUGAUGGAUCGGUUGCAGUCGUACCUUCCGGCGACGGUGAUGUUGCCACCACGCCGUCUCCGAUCGCUGCUGGUGCAGGCGGUCGAGUUGCAGAACGAACGGUGCCAGUGUCACGAUAUGACGUGGAGCACGAGCAUCGAGAACGUGUCGCUGUUGGUUGAUCACAACUGCAGCGCGGAUGGGUUCCCGCUGCAGGCGCUGCAGGUCCUGAACGAUCACUCCGAUGAGGUGUGGUUCUGUAAGUUCUCACCCGAUGGGUUGCGGCUUGCGACCGGUUCGAAGGAUAACAGCGUGAUCGUGUGGGAAGUUGAUCCGGUGAAGCUGUUGCUGCGUAACAAGCGCUUGUUCGAGGGCCACACGUACGGUGUGUCGUACAUUGCGUGGAGCCCGGAUUCGAAGUACUUUAUCGCGUGCGGACCGGACGAUUGUCCCGAUCUGUGGAUUUGGGACGUCGAGCAUGAGAAGCUGAUGACGAAGUUUUCGCACUCGACCGACGAUAGUCUGACGUGUGCGGCGUUUAACCGCGAUGGGACACGCUUCGUGACCGGUGGCACACGGGGCCAGUUUUAUAUGGUCGAUUUGGACGGGAUCCUGCACGACAACUGGGAGGGCGUGCGAGUGAACGGACUGGCGUUCCUGUCCGACAACAAGACGGUGCUGGCGGCGGACACACACUACCGGAUACGGGGGUACAGCUUCGACAACCCGCGCACGGAUUACGGCAUCGUGCAGGAACAGUGCCCGAUCAUGACGUUCUCGGUGAAUUCGGCCGAUCGGCUGGCGCUGCUCAACAUCUCCUCGCAGGGGCUGCACCUGUGGGAUCUGCAGGAUAAGUGCCUGGUGCGGCGGUUCCAGGGUGUCACGCAGGGUAACUACACGAUCUACUCGUGCUUCGGUGGCGUCAACGAGAGCUUCGUCGCGAGCGGAAGUGAGGACAACAAGGUGUACAUCUGGCACAUCCGGCGGGAGGAACCACUGGCGACGUUGAUUGGCCACACGCGCACGGUUAAUUGUGUGAGCUGGAAUCCGGUGUAUCCGUCGCUGCUCGCGUCCGCUUCGGAUGAUGGUACGGUGCGGAUCUGGGGACCACAGCAACCGCACACACAGUGGAACCCGAAUGGGCUGGCUGGUACGGGGUUGUUGCCGAAUCAGCACGCGAAUCAGCAGCAACAUCCGCAGGUGCACGCCAAUGGGACUGCCGCCGGUGCCGAUAGUGCCUCGAUCAGCUCGACCGGAUCUGCCACCUCGUCGACGUCCUCGACUGCGUCCUCAUCGUCCGGUGGGGGUGGUUCCGGCCAGCCACCCAAUGUUGGGGGCAGUGGCAGUGGAGGAGGAGGAGGUGCCGGAGGUGGAGCGGCGGGUGGUGGUGGAGGUGCCGCAGGAGGAGGAGGAGGAGGUGGCAGUAUCGAAGUGCUAUCAACCUCGUCAUGGAAUAUCACAUAAUGUUAGAUAUUUAAUCAACCCGGUCUCAAGAGCGUAUAGUUAAGAAGACAGGUGAAAACCGACCACCACCACCAUCCCGAGGCGGCACCCCACGGCCGCCACAACCCGGAGGAGGAAGGUGCGCCGGGCGUGUGGUGACAGUGCUGCUGUUGCUGUUGUUGGGCCCGUUCCAAGCGAUCGGCUCGUUGUUUCGUUGAUGAAGAAAAGGGCAAUAAGCAGAGGAGAGGAUAGGGAGACAACGACACCCGCACCGCUGGAAUGCAGUGUGUUGGGUUUGGAUAUAGGAUUGUUAGAGGAGGAAGAGAGGGAUGAAAAUUUUGGAAAAAGCAUAACGCACGGAAUGUGAGCGUAAUAAAAUAAUACCUAGGGUUAAACGGUAGUUUUAAUGAACGAACGAUUAAAAGAACAAACAAGGAUAAAUUCGCGCCUGCAACCAUAAAGACAACACCGAACAGGACGAAUGGGAAGCAAGGAACUCAUCAACCACAGAGGUAGCGGUGGUGCCGGUGUGUGGGAAAGAAAAAAGGAGAGCAAAAGUGUGCGGACAUAUAAGAAAGCGAAGCAGAUUGAACGAUUAGAAGGUAGAGCUGGAAGCAGAACGAAACGAAGCAUAAGGCAUAAUUGUAAGGAUUAUCGUGCAAGGACUGCUCGGUGCAAGCGCAGAAAUUCGCAGGAGCUACGAUGUUCGAAAUCGCAAAAUAUGGCCGAUUUUGGAACGCGGAAUCGCCUAAAGCACGCGAACGCAACAGCAGCAGCAACAACACCCCCGAGCGGAAUGAAUAUUCGUAGAGAUUGGCUUAGAAAACUAGUACUAUAAGAGUAAACCCAAGCAAAAGCGAGUGAUGAUACUGAAGACGACGUCGAUGAUGAUUAGCAUGCAAUAGAGCGCAUAAUAAUAAAUGAGGAAAAUUAUGGCGAACAGGAUUAACGCAUACGAUGAAUGUUUUUAGGGAAACCGUAAGGCCGGGCUCCCCAGCACGAGAGAACCAUUACCGGUUCCGGUUACCUAGCGACGCCAAAGCCGUCGCUUACUAGAUGACUGACACCCCACGAGUGCAGUGCAGGAAGUACGUUUGUGCGGUGCGCUGUAUGCUCGUUUUUUUUUAUAAAUAUAUACUAAAGUUUGCUGAAUGGUCGCCGAAAAAAAAGCUUCUCGAAAGGGUCGCGUGCUAACGAACAUCGUAUCCUUAACCAAACGACGUUUGGUUGCAAAAGCUUCAGUUUAAAAUUUGACACAAAAACCCCACAGUUAGCUGCGUAUGUAAUGCAUACACGCUCGUGUAAGAUCGUUAGAGAGUUAGGUUAGGUUUCAUGCAGUACUUCAUUUUAAAUUAAACUCAUCACCAUGUGACGUGCGAGUGCGCCGGGUGUGUGAUAGAGUAGAGUGGGUGUUUUUUGAAAAUGUGUCCUUUUUUUUCGCGUUUCACCCGCAAAAUUGGCUUAGCAGGUUGAACGUUCUUUCGUUCCCCCCAUCGCGAUCAUCAGCUUGCAUCGGUUUAAGCGGUCGCUUAGCAAUAGAAUCGAGUCUACGUACCGAUAGCAAGGGAAACGAGAAAGGAUGCACUAAGGUGUACAGCAAACCACACAUACACGCACUCAUGCCACUUUCAAUAGAGGUCCCAGGGGAUGUAUCAGGAGGACGCGCAGGGGAGCGAACAUUGAUGUCCGUACUCAGAUUGUAGAGCGGAAAUAAGAUGUUGAAAGGCAGGAGGUAAGGAAACGCGCGAACGAAGAAUAAAGGUUUGUGGAUUUAAGGAUUUUGUUGAAUGAAUAAUAAAGAAGAAGAAAAAUACAUUUCAAAGGCAGCAGCAUAAUCGAGCAUAUAUCGGCAAUCGUGUUGCUAUCUGAACACUUUGAA
This is a messenger RNA of Anopheles nili, 4165 nucleotides long. RefSeq names its product WD repeat-containing protein 26 homolog. NCBI's taxonomy places the organism in Eukaryota, Metazoa, Arthropoda, Insecta, Diptera, Culicidae. Gene Ontology annotation, molecular function: protein binding. Gene Ontology annotation, biological process: proteasome-mediated ubiquitin-dependent protein catabolic process. Bases 1 to 2307 code for a protein of 768 amino acids. The transcript has 2 exons. The record is from RefSeq and is a predicted model, not a curated record. Gene Ontology annotation, cellular component: GID complex.